This is a messenger RNA of Plutella xylostella (diamondback moth), 3576 nucleotides long. The record is from RefSeq and is a predicted model, not a curated record. Lineage: Eukaryota; Metazoa; Arthropoda; Insecta; Lepidoptera; Plutellidae.
AGAGUACUUUUUCAUAUUUGCUCGUUUGUCACCAUUUGUUCGAACCGGAGAAAAAUAAAAAAAAAUGGCAGUUACUCGAGACGAGACAGAAAACUGUUCAAGAAAAAUUAAUGGAAAUAUACCUGCAUUAUCCCUCAACAGUGACAAUAUGUCGACUUCAACAGAUAGUGAUGAUGUAGCAGACCCUUUAUCAGAAAUUAGGAACAUACAAAGCAUAAUAAACGUUACUCGGGAAAAUAUAGAUGCCUUGAACGCUAAAUUUGCUGGUUUCCAGCGGCCCCCCUCGCUUUAUUUAUCUGAAUACCAGGAGCUGACAUCAAAGUUGCACAAUUUGGAGCAGAGGGAGCGAAGUUUGCGUGAGUUGUUGCAAGGGGAUUCUCCUGACAAGAGUGAGGAAGUUUCGUUAGCUGAUGAUUCUAGGAACUAUGAUACCCUCACUCGUCAGCCGAAGGUGUUCUUGCGGGCGCACCUGCCCAACCAGCAGCGCACGAGCGUGCAAGUCAAGGAGGGCGUCUCGCUGCGGGACGCGCUCUCGAAGGCUCUCAACUUCCGUAACCUGAACAGUGAGGUGUGUGAAGUGGUGAGGACAGAGAAUAAUGAAGUGAUACCCUGGGACAUCGACAUCACCAAGAUUGAUGCGGAGGAGGUGACAGUGCGAACCCUGGACCGGCUCCCCAUCAUGACUCACAUCUCGCACCAGUUUACGCGCAAGACCUUCUUCACACUAGCCUUCUGCGAGUGCUGCCGGCGCCUGCUCUUCAACGGCUUCUACUGCUCGCAGUGCAACUUCAAGUUCCACCAGAGAUGCGCGGAUAAAGUGCCCAGCAUGUGCCAUCAGGUGCGAAUGACGGAUACAUACUACGCGGCGCUGCUAGCACAGAACCCAGAGACACAUGCAGGCAUCUUCAGGGAUCACCGGUCUGUGUCCCCCGCCAAGAAGAGAAUCUUUGACUGGCAAUCGCACCCGCGCUCGCUGAACCAGCACGACCGCUCCAACUCUGCGCCCAACGUGUGCAUCAACAUGGUGCAGCCGCGCGCGCUCACGCUGGCCGAGCACCAGCGCAGGAACAACCAGUGCAACAACAACAACUCCCCGCAGUCGGCCACGCUGGCGGCGACGCGGCCCGAGGACAAGGACGACAAGAACGGCGACCAGCAGUUCAGCCAGAGCACACAGGCGUCCCCGACGGGCACGAUCCGGCCGCGGCGGGCGCGCGCGCGCUCGGCCGACGAGUCGUGGAAGAAUGCCUUAUCGCCGCGAGAGAGCUACGACGACUGGGUCAUACACGCUGAUGAGAUACUGAUAGGACCUAGGAUAGGGUCUGGCAGUUUCGGCACGGUGUACAAGGCGCACUGGCACGGGCCCGUCGCCGUCAAGACGCUCAACGUGAAGACGCCCACGCCCGCGCAGCUGCAGGCCUUCAAGAACGAAGUGGCAGUCCUCCGCAAGACACGACACUGCAACAUCCUCCUCUUCAUGGGCUGCGUAUCCGCGCCGUCGCUCGCCAUCGUGACGGCGUGGUGCUCGGGCUCCUCGCUGUACCAGCACCUGCACGUGCUGGAGACCGCCUUCCCCAUGCUGUACCUCAUCGACGUGGCGCGCCAGACGGCCCAGGGCAUGGAUUAUCUACACGCCAAGAACAUUAUACACAGAGAUCUGAAGUCGAACAACAUAUUCCUGCGCGAUGACUGGUCGGUGAAGAUUGGGGACUUCGGACUCGCCACGGCCAAAGUGCGGUGGUCAGAAACGUCGGGCCUGGGCGGCGUGCAGUGGCAACAGCCCACGGGCUCGAUCCUGUGGAUGGCCCCCGAGGUCAUCCGCAUGGAAGAACCAGCGCCUUAUACGUUCCGCUCCGAUGUCUACGCGUACGGGAUCGUGCUGUUUGAACUGUGUGCUGCUGAGCUGCCGUAUAGCAAGCUUAAUAAUAAGGACCAGAUCCUGUGGAUGGUGGGCCGCGGCCUCCUCAGACCGGACGCGCGGCGCGUGCGCCAGGACGCCCCGCAGGCGCUCAAGAGACUCUUCGAAGACUGCAUCAAGUUCGACAAGGAGCAGCGCCCGCUGUUCCGACAGAUACUAGCGUCUCUGGAGAGCAUGCUGAGAGCCAUGCCUAAGAUUACUAGGAGUGCGAGUGAACCGAAUAUGAAUAGACAACUGCACGCGUCGGACGACUACCUGUCGUACAGCUGCGCGUCGCCCAAGACGCCCGUCAACUUCCAGUUCAACAACGACAGCAGCUUCCCCGCCUUCUACGGCAUUCCGGUGCCGAACCAACGGCAUCCAUAAGGGUUACUUCAGGGCUACGACUAGCCCUUGCCACCCUACACCGUGCCAGUGACUCGCGUGAGCCACUGGCACGCCUCGGACAGUGACAGCGAGCAAGACAGUGCCGUCUCGUUCACUCACGACCUCCACACCAGUGACAAUUGUGUUGAGUGCAACGCAUGAGGGGUGCAUACGUUACUAGUGACGCGGCGACUUUAGUGACUGUACUUACACGGUGCCAGUAAAAAGGACAGUGAUUUUUUGUUUGAUAAAGAGGUGAGAAUAUGGGGACUAUUGGGCUCAUUAGCUGGAUCUCCGUACGAUAUGUGGGAUCCGGCUAAGGUCCUCAUAUUUCAUUCUCUUUACUGUAGAUACUACUGACUCAUAACUUUAUAAGCAAAAUCUUGUACUCGUGCAGUUUGAAUUUUUUCUUUUAAUUUAAGUCGAAAGUGCUGGUACAGUUUGAACGUUUUGCAUACUAGUAAAUUAUUAUAAGUCGCCGCGUUACACAGCUAAUAGUGAUAGAUUAUGAUUAAAUAAAAAUAUAAAAUUUAUUAAUAUCUAGGAAGAAUGUAAGGUCUGAAUAGUAGCAUUGAACAAAUAAAAUAUCCAUUGAAAAGUGCACUUGAUAUCUGUCUCACGUUAUAAGUAAUUUUCUUAAGUAACAAGGCUAUUUUAAGAAUGCGAGUAGAAUUUUAAAUAUUACCUCCAGUGUAAAUAGACUUAGAAGUAUGUUGGUAAAUUUCGUUUAUCCACUCAAUUCACUAUGACUCAAAUUUGAAGACAAAAUUACUAUAAAUUUAUUAGAAUUGUACAUACAGUCAAUAUGUUAAGAUAAUUUUCGAGAUUUUCUACUUCUUACUAUUUAUUAGUAUUUGUAUCGAAUGUAAAUCAAUUUUCCUUUAUAUACUACACCAAUGGACUUAUUACUUUAUAAUAUUUAUUUCGCGAGUCUUGUUAGCCGCUUUGAGUCACCUAUAAGUAACCUAUUUGAGUAACUCUAAUUCACCAUCGGAAAAUACAGGCAAAGGUGAAAUCUAAUUGAUUAAAAUGAUUAUAGAGUACUAGGAGCGAUAAGAAAGUAUUAUUUACGAUUUAGGUUUAAAGCCGGAUGUAAUGUAUUCCUGAUUAAUUAUAAUUAUUAUAUUUAUAAUGUAAAUGGAUGUAAUUUAUUUCUUAUUUCUGUAAAUAUUCAUAUUGUAAUUAUUAAACUAUUAGUAAUAAUUGCUUAUCUAAGGAUUUUGUGUAUAAAGAUUAUAUUAUGGAUAAGUAUUCAGUCUAAGAAACACAAUAAAUUAUUGUUUCAUUUAAAA